Rhodotorula graminis WP1 is the source of this 1819-nucleotide messenger RNA. RefSeq lists its product as uncharacterized. The transcript is spliced from 11 exons. The record is from RefSeq and is a predicted model, not a curated record. Gene Ontology annotation, biological process: branched-chain amino acid biosynthetic process. Lineage: Eukaryota; Fungi; Basidiomycota; Microbotryomycetes; Sporidiobolales; Sporidiobolaceae. Bases 104 to 1747 code for a protein of 547 amino acids. Gene Ontology annotation, molecular function: dihydroxy-acid dehydratase activity. Gene Ontology annotation, cellular component: mitochondrion.
GAGCAACCCGCUGCAGCCGACCCUCGCGCCUGCCGCGGGCGACCGCAUCAACCGCUACUCGCACCUGAUCACGUCCGACCCGACUCAGGGCGCGUCGCAGGCCAUGCUGUACGCGACCGACGGCAUCGACCAGCCCAAGGACCUCGACAAGCCCAUGGUCGGCAUCGCCAACGUCUGGUACGACGGCAACCCCUGCAACAAGCACGUCCUUCACCUCGGCAACCGCAUCAAGGACUCGCUCACCAACGCGGGCAUCACGGGCUACGGGUUCGGCACGGUCGGCGUCUCGGACGGCAUCUCGAUGGGCACGUUCGGCAUGAGCUUCUCGCUCCAGAGCCGCGACUUGAUCGCCGACCAGGUCGAGACGGCGGCCGGCGGCCACUGGCUCGACGGCAUGGUGACGAUCCCGGCGUGCGACAAGAACAUGCCCGGUGUCCUCAUGGCUCUCGGUCGCCUCAACCGGCCAGGUAUCAUGGUGUACGGCGGCACGAUGCAGCCGGGCUCCUGUCAGGACCAGCCAGUCCUCGACGUCGUGAGCGCGUUCCAGUCGUACGGCAAGUUCCUCGAGAUGGGUUCGACGCCCGAGGCCGAGAAGAUCCGCCUCGACACGGUGCGCAACUCGUGCCGCAAGGAGGGCGGCUCGUGCGGCGGCAUGUACACGGCCAACACGAUGGCGUCGGCCGCCGAGGCCAUGGGCAUGACGCUCCCGUACUCGUCGUCGACCCCGGCCGCGUACAAGGAGAAGCAGGACGAGUGCGACGCCGUCGGCCCGGCCAUGCGCCGCCUCCUCGAGAACAACAUCCGCCCGCGCGACAUCAUGACGCGCUCGGCGUUCGAGAACGCCAUGGUGCUCACCAUGAUCCUCGGCGGCUCGACCAACGCCGUCCUGCACCUGAUCGCCAUCGCGCACUCGUGCGGCGUCAAGCUCGGGAUCGACGACUUCCAGGCCGUGAGCGACCGGAUACCGUUCGUCGCCGACCUCAAGCCGUCGGGCAAGUACGUCAUGGAGGACGUGCACAAGAUUGGCGGCAUCCCAGCCGUCCUCAAGUACCUCCUCGAGAACAAGCUCAUCGACGGCGACAUCAUGACCGUCACGGGCAAGACGCUCGCCGAGAACCUCGAGCCGCUCCCCGGGCUCAAGCACGGCCAGGACGUCAUCCGUCCGCUCGACAAGCCCAUCAAGUCGACGGGCCACAUCCGCAUCCUCAAGGGCAACCUCGCGCCCGGCGGCUGCGUGUCCAAGAUCACGGGCAAGGAGGGCCUCACGUUCGAGGGCAAGGCGCGCGUGUUCGACAACGAGGAGGACGUCUAUCACGCCAUUGAGGACAAGAGCAUCAACACGAGCGAGAAGACGGUCAUCGUCCUGCGCUACCUCGGCCCCAAGGGCGGUCCCGGCAUGCCCGAGAUGCUCAAGACGACGUCGAUGGUCAUGGGCGCCGGCCUGGGCCAGCACGUCGCGUGCGUCACCGACGGCCGCUUCUCGGGCGGCACGCACGGCUUCACGGUCGGCCACGUCGUCCCCGAGGCGUUCGUCGGCGGCAACAUUGCCCUCGUGCAGGACGGUGACGUCGUCUACAUCGACGCCAUCAAGAACACGAUCGAUAUGCGCAUCUCGGACGAGGAGCUCGAGCGCAGGCGCAAGGAGUGGACCCCGCGCGAGCCCAAGGUCAAGCAGGGCACCCUGUACAAGUACACGAAGCUCGUCUCGGACGCGUCGCACGGUGCCGUCACCGACCUCCUCGACUGAGCGAGUUGGCCUCUGUCUUCUUGCGUCGUAUCUCAUGCUGCAUUAUUUCCAUCUUUCUGUUGCACCCACGUC